Messenger RNA from Coffea eugenioides, 920 nucleotides. RefSeq lists its product as uncharacterized. The record is from RefSeq and is a predicted model, not a curated record. Bases 114 to 710 code for a protein of 198 amino acids. The transcript is spliced from 3 exons. NCBI's taxonomy places the organism in Eukaryota, Viridiplantae, Streptophyta, Magnoliopsida, Gentianales, Rubiaceae. Gene Ontology annotation, cellular component: chloroplast thylakoid membrane; chloroplast stroma.
CCUAUCCAAUUCCAGGCCUUGUAUUUUCGAUGGUAUAUGUAAGCGCUUCCUAUCUGUCUCCUGACUACUGAGUCCUGAUUCUCCUCUGGCCCAAACCCACCUCCCCAGAAGCCAUGGUUAGUAACGCAAGUGUAACUGGUAGACAUCUCUUUCCCUUAACGCAAGCUUUUCACGCGACAAAAUGUCUGUUCCGCCAAUCAAUUCUGUGUCCUCCACCAGCAAUUGGCUCCCGGGACAAAUAUAAUCUAUUAAUCCACGCUCGUUCAUUUUCAAGCAAAAGGACUCUGCGUAAGGCCUUGAAGGCAACCACGGGAAACGACGCCAUAUCAUCCGCCAAUGAUUACGAGGACGGCGUGUCGUUAGGAACCAUGAAGCUCCCAUUAGAUACUGACCUUGCAAAAUUCGAAACCUUGCUUUUUCAGUGGGGGAACAGUCUCUGCCAAGGUGCCAAUUUACCACUACCAGUACCUCUUAAGGUUGACAAAAUUGCAGGUGGAGCUAGACUUGGCUUUAUUACCAUUGGAGACGGGAAAACCGAAGUACUAGUCUACAUAGAUUGCUUAGUUUUUCCAGCCACUGACAGUUCAGGUCCAAUUUUUCGGGCCAUAAGGAAUGGACCCUUGAAAGCUCAGUCACCUCCUGGAGAGCCAAGAAUCAUGAGAAGCCUUCUAGCAGCUCUUCAAAAAUCAGUGGAAAUUGCCAGAGUAUAAACUUUAACUAAUGCUGUUUAGAUAGAUUACAAAUUUACAAUUACCUCUGAAUGGAUAUUACUAUAUGCCAGACUAAAUAGCUAUGCAUUACCGCAUUGGUAGAAGGAAUGUACCUUGUUACAUUGCGCCAUCUUCAUACUUGCUUUCCAGAUUUAUGUUUUCAUGUUAAAGACUCUAGUCAAUGCAAUUCUACGUUAACCUUCAUGUGUA